Lactuca virosa is the source of this 879-nucleotide messenger RNA. Lineage: Eukaryota; Viridiplantae; Streptophyta; Magnoliopsida; Asterales; Asteraceae. The record is from the annotation of a GenBank genome assembly.
CUAAAAACAACGAACGGUGCAGAUAAAACGCAGCCAUUAAACCUCAAAAAAUCUCCCUCAACUCAAGCUCUCAGAUCUCUAACAAUCCAUCACAAACUCAAAUUCAUCUCUCUUCUCCAACGUCCGAUCUGCUGAAUCAAAUUCCUCUCUCGUUGCGCGCCAAAUACGACCCUCUCCCCCUCUCUCUAAAGGGUUUCUGUCGGUGAUAGGAUGGCGGGUGCUCCUGGGAGUCCGGCCGGUGGGAGUCAAAGCGGCGGAGACCGGAGUCCUCAGUCAAAUUACAAUAUCAGAGAGCAAGAUAGGUUCCUCCCAAUUGCUAACAUAAGCCGUAUUAUGAAAAAGGCGUUGCCUACCAACGGGAAGAUCGCUAAAGACGCUAAAGAUACAGUUCAAGAAUGCGUUUCCGAGUUUAUCAGUUUCAUCACUAGCGAGGCUAGUGAUAAGUGUCAGAAAGAGAAGAGGAAGACGAUUAAUGGUGAUGACUUGUUGUGGGCGAUGGCUACAUUAGGUUUUGAAGAUUACAUUGAUCCACUCAAAGCUUACCUAUUUAGGUACAGAGAGUUAGAGGUGGCUUGCUCCAAAUGCACAGUUUACUCAUCAAGGUUCUUUUACACAAGGAAUGAACUUUGUGAAUUCGCAAGUCUGAACUUUCAGGCAAAGAGGCAUCAUGUUGUUGUUCAAGCAUAUCGUAUUUACUGAUUCAGUCAUUUUACAAUAUUUGUGGGGUCAGUAAAUGAUGUUUAACGUGAUUUGUACUUUUUUAUAAUAUCGUAUAGUGUUUCGUAUACCAGAGUUAAAUAUAUAUGUAUAAAAAUAUUGUUUAUUUCGCCUCGUUUUUUUUUAUUCUUGGGGCAUGAAGAAGUUAAUGUGUUUGUUGCC